This is a messenger RNA of Kickxella alabastrina, 1265 nucleotides long. RefSeq lists its product as uncharacterized. The transcript is spliced from 4 exons. The record is from RefSeq and is a predicted model, not a curated record. Lineage: Eukaryota; Fungi; Kickxellomycota; Kickxellomycetes; Kickxellales; Kickxellaceae. The coding region runs from base 208 to 996 and encodes 262 amino acids.
AACCCAAACAGGCGCUGUAUAUAAAAAGAUUAGGACGCGGCAGAGGCCGCAAAACUUUACUUUUCCUAAGCUCCACGCUUUUACUAAAAUCUAUCCUCCUCUAUCUCACCGCCUUUUUACCCUAUUCUUUCACCCCCUUUCCCUUACGUUUUUAAAUAGAGCAAGGCCCAUUGUAUCCCCAGCUCAUAUCGAAUAAUAAACACAACAAUGAACACCAUGAGAAUCACUUUCGGCAUUGCUGCCAUCGCCUCGGCCGCCUUCGCCCAGGGCUACAACACCGUCGCCCCCACCGACGUGUACACCUUCAGCCCCCCGGCCUACGUUGCUGUCCCCCCCGCCCCGGUUGUCCCCGACUACACCAGCACCGCUGUUGAGACCACCCCCGCUGCCCCCGCCUACUCCUCGGCCCCCGCCGUCGAGACCACCCCCGUCGCCGAUUACACCACCGAGGUCCCCGCUGUUGAGACCACCCCUGCUGCCCCCGGCUACUCCACCGUUCCCGUUGUUGAGACUACCGUUGCUGGCUACACCACCGACGUCCCCGCUGUAGAGACCACCCCCGUUGUUGAGUACAGCACCUCCGAGGAGUCCACUCCCGUCUACGAGACCACCCCCGUUGAGGAGUACAGCACCUCCGAGGAGUCCACUCCCGUCUACGAGACCACCCCCGUUGAGGAGUACAGCACCUCCGAGGAGUCCACUCCCGUCUACGAGACCACCCCCGUUGAGGAGUACAGCACUUCCGAGGAGUCCACCACCUGCACUGAGACCACCCCCGUCGAGGAGUACAGCACCGAUCCACCGAGACCACCCCCGUCUACCAGACCAUCCCCGUUGAGGAGUACAGCACCGAGACCACCGAGGAUGUUGAGUACGAGACUAUUGUCGAGACUACCUGCACUGAGGAGGUUGAGGAUUCCACCUCCACCCCUGCCGCCUACACCACCGUCUAAGUAUUUGUCUGGUGUUGUACUAACUCUAUCUGCUAGCGGAUAGUGACCUAGUUAAGCGCAACCAAUGUGUAAAUCGACAGCUUCAGUUAAUUUCUCGUUUAUUUUUCUCAUUUUCUAAUUAUCUGCUUUAAUAACAGAACAUAAAAACAUUUAAUUGAGAUUAAUUUCAGCUUUGACUACAUGAAAAUGAUUUUGUUUAUUUUCAUAGAUCCACUGGUUUUGCAGGGGCUCGAUUUCACGAAUGCUUCUUGGUAAUAUAUUGCGAGCUUAAAAUAUUUUUUAUAUGGUAUUGUUUUGCCAUUUGCAUAUAUC